Messenger RNA from Pelodiscus sinensis (Chinese soft-shelled turtle), 1690 nucleotides. It is a transcript of the gene POLR1D, whose product is annotated as protein POLR1D. The record is from RefSeq and is a predicted model, not a curated record. Lineage: Eukaryota; Metazoa; Chordata; Testudines; Trionychidae.
GCAGCGCUCGCCCCGCAGCUCCGCCCCUCGCUCCUCCCUGUCCUCAGCCGCGAGCAGUAAACGGGUCGGGCCUGCACCUGAGCUACUACUGCGCCGGUGUCGGUGGCCUAGCGGGGGCGGCGUCGCAUCGCCCUUCUUCCUGCCGCCGCCAUGGAAGAGGACCUGGAGCUGGAGAGAAAAGCAGUAGAAGAGCUUCUUAAAGAGGCAAAACGGGGGAAAACCAGAGCUGAAACAAUGGGAGCAAUGGGUUGGAUGAAGUGCCCUCUUGCAGGUACAAAUAAGAGAUUUCUUAUUAAUACUAUUAAGAACACGUUACCCUCUCAGAAAGACCAAGACCAAGACCAAGACCAAGAACAUGAACAUGAACAGGAGGAUGACAGAAAGCAGCCGGAGCCAAGUGAAAGCAGGAAAGAAGAAAAACCAAAGAAACAUAGAACGUAUCCUUACACACCCAGCUUUCAGGCCAGAAGAAGAGUUAGCUAUUCUCCUCCUAGGUACCGGAGCAGGAACCGGCACACAAGGGAUAAGUACGAAAAGUGACCAAGCAAACAAUGAGAAGGUGAAGAAUAUGUGCUGUGAUAAGCCAAGAAUGUAAUUAAACCUUGGACUGUGAGGAUGUUUAUUAAUCUUUAAAAAGAAGAUCUUGUUCAAUACAGAUCUCUUAGCUGGCAAUUGCUUUUGUGAGAAAUAAUCUUGGAGUGGUUUUAUAAGACUUUAUUUGGGGAUCCUUAAAAUAAAGUACCACAUUAAUUUGUGGAUUAGUUUAGAACUAUAUAUAUUUUUCCCCUCCCUAAUUAAACUUAAGGACUUUAUCUCAGUGGUUCUUGCGAAUCAAUAUAUUUUACUGUUUAGCCUUUUAGUCUGUUUACAUUUUUGGAGACUAAUGUAAGCAAAUGUGUAUUUAUAUGCAAAAUUGAUGGUUAUUUUGAUACUAAACUCAAUUUUAAAAGUUCAUUUCUGUUCAUGUUAAUUUUGCAGGAUAGAUCAGAUCUGAAGAAAGGAAGACUCAAGCAUGCCUAGCCCACAUGUAUAUUUUAUGUAGUUUGUAAGAGGUUAAUGUCCAUCUACUGAGGAAAACUGCUGACUUCUGUAAAUACUUCCUUUAUUGUUAAGAACAAAUUUGAAAUGGGCAUUGUUAGCUUUAACAAUGUAGGAGGAAUUAUCCGUAAUAUAGAUUGUAUAAUAUGGUUCACUUGUGCCCAUAUGUGCUACAAACUGAUCAGAAGUGAUAACAAACAUUAGCAGUAAUAAACUAUAGAUGCAAUAAUUUUGUCUGUGUUUAGACUUCCUUCUUCAGAGGACUGAGUUUGAAAAAUAUGAAAACAUGGUGCUUUAAAAACAAACCUCAGCACCUAAAAUUAACAUGUCACUACACAGGGCUAUGAAUUUUACAACUAGAUAUAACACUGCAUCCACAUGGAAUAAAAAAUUAUUUUCUAACCACUGACAUAACUUUCAAAGCCUGUGAGACAAUUUUGUAGUGGUAUAAUUCUAAAUUUUCUGACUUUCACUAUUCAUAAAUGUAAUUACACAUCAAUACUCUGUAUAUCUUCAUUCUCUGUGUUCUGGUUACUUGUUUUGUGAAGCAUUUGGGAUUUAAAUAUCCUCAGACAUAACUAUCUGAGUGAACAUAUGGCUUAGCUUUAUGAAUUAUUUCAAGUGAGUUGAGAAUAAAUUUGAAAUACAUUAA